Setaria italica (foxtail millet) is the source of this 564-nucleotide messenger RNA. Its product is annotated as glycine-rich cell wall structural protein 1.0-like. NCBI's taxonomy places the organism in Eukaryota, Viridiplantae, Streptophyta, Magnoliopsida, Poales, Poaceae. The coding region runs from base 1 to 564 and encodes 187 amino acids. The record is from RefSeq and is a predicted model, not a curated record. The transcript has a single exon.
AUGGCGCACGCGAAGGCGGCCGUCGUCGUCCUCGGCGCCGCGGUGAUCGCGUCGUGCCUUCUCGCGGCUGAGAGCCGCCACAUUGCUGCCCGGAAGGACCUGGGCGUCGGCCUCGGCGGCGGCGGCACCGGCGGGGUCGGUGUCGGCACGGGCGGCGGCCUGGGGGUCGGCGCGGGUGGCGACGUGGGAGCCGGCUCAGGGGUUGGCAUUGGCGUCGGCGGCGGCGGCGACUCUGGCUCGGGCUCCGGGUCUGGCUCUGGUUCCUACUCUGGCUCCGGCUCUGGGUCGGGGUCCGGUGGUGCAGGGUCAUCGGCCGGGUCCGGUGCCGGUUCAUACGCCGAGUCGGGAGCCGGUUCUAACGCGGGGUCUGGUGGAGGAGGCUCGAGCGCUGGCUCGAGGGCCGGCUCGUACGCUGGCUCUAACGCCGGUGAUGGAGGAUCCGGCGCGGGCUCCGAAGCUGGCUCGUACGCGGGCUCCGGAGCCGGCCCACACGGGAGCUCCGGUGCUGGCUCGUACGCGGGGUCCAGAGCCGGCUCCUACGCUGGCAGCGGCCAUGGCAAGUGA